Westerdykella ornata is the source of this 1257-nucleotide messenger RNA. RefSeq names its product WD domain-containing protein. Bases 1 to 1257 code for a protein of 418 amino acids. The transcript is spliced from 2 exons. Gene Ontology annotation, molecular function: protein binding. NCBI's taxonomy places the organism in Eukaryota, Fungi, Ascomycota, Dothideomycetes, Pleosporales, Sporormiaceae. The record is from RefSeq and is a predicted model, not a curated record.
AUGUUCGACACCGUGUGCACCAUUCCUUUGGCGCACGAACUCUUUGCCCAAGCUAUCCACCCGCGAGAGCCCGUUGUCUCGGCCGGACUCUCCUCUGGGCACGUCUACACAUACCGACUUCCGCCCGCUGCUAGCGACCAAGAAGACGGUGACGCAGCCGCGGCCUCCGGGAGCGGUUUCGGCCAUAUAGAUACUGCCUGGAGAACCAGGAGGCAUAAGGGCAGCUGUAGAACCCUAGCCUUCGGCCAUGACGGUGCCCAUCUCUACUCCGCGGGGACGGAUGGUAUCGUGAAGCAAGCAGACGUCCGGACAGGACAGGUCACAGCCAAGAUCGCCAUUCCCCUCGAGUCUCGAACUGGCAGCAUCGACCCCCCAACGGUUCUACAUGCAUUGACCCCCCAGGCCCUCAUCCUUGGUACCGAUUCGUCCGCUAUGCACGUCUACGAUCUCCGCGCCUUGCGCCCCAGCGAACUGUCGAUAAAACCUCAACAUACCUACCAUCCCCAUGACGAUUAUGUUUCGUCCAUCACGCCCCUUCCCCCCGGCGAAGCGAGCACCAGCGGCCUACCGAAGCAGUGGGUCAGCGUCGGAGGAACGACGUUGGCAGUAACCGAUGUGCGCCGCGGCGUCAUGGUCCGUAGUGAAAAUCAAGAGGAAGAGCUACUGAGCUCCGUCAUGGUGACUGGCCUCUCGAAGCGUGGCACCAAUGUUGGCGAGAAGCUGAUCGUGGGCGGCGGCAGCGGCGUUCUGACACUAUGGGAACGCGGCGUGUGGGACGACCAAGACGAACGUAUCAUUGUCGACAGAUCACCAGGAGGCGGCGAGUCAAUUGACAGCCUUAGCCUGUUGCCUCAGGGUGUCGGGCCGGGAGGCAAAAUCGUUGUAGCCGGACUGGGAAAUGGUGAGCUCAAAUUCGUCAAGAUUGGGCCCAACAAGACGGUGUCCGAGUUGAAGCAUGAUGAGCUGCAAGCGGAAGCAGUGGUGGGGUUAGGAUUUGAUGUCACUGGCCGCAUGUUCAGCGGGGGAGGAAAGAUGAUCAAGGCCUGGCAUGAGAAGCUUGAAGAGGACGCUACAGAAGAAGAGGAGCAAGCAGCCGGCACCAAACGAACCCUUGACCCCGAUUCAGAUGACGACAGUGACGAGGAGGCGGGUGAGAGCAGCGACGAGGAAAGGGAAAGCAAGAAGCGCAAGAAGAGAAAGAGGAGCAAAGGCAAGCAGAAGGGCAACGGCAUUGUAGGAUUCUCUGGUCUUGACUGA